AUGCAGCUUUGGCUAAUUAUUUCUCUCUGGAAACUGUUAUUUUUUCUCAACUUCAUUCACUGUGAAAUCAAUGCAACAAUUCGUGUGUACUUUCCAUCGAUAAUUCUUCCUUCGUACCAUAACAAUCCAUUAUCAGAACAAGCCGAAUAUGACCUGAAGAAUACUUUACGAAAAACAAGCGAAUUUCUCGAUGUUGACGAUGACGAUUACAUUGAAGACGAUGAUGUUGAAUCUAUUGAACAAUUACCUACAGAAAUUGUCAUUACUGUUACUAUGACAACCACCGUUUCACAACAAGUUCGUUCCGAACCCAUCAAAUCCUUGGCAUCUCGUUUUCUAUUGAAUUGGUUUUAUUUAUUAUUAUCAUUAUUAAUAUUAACUCAAACAAGUAAAUGA
Adineta ricciae is the source of this 396-nucleotide messenger RNA. The record is from the annotation of a GenBank genome assembly. NCBI's taxonomy places the organism in Eukaryota, Metazoa, Rotifera, Eurotatoria, Adinetida, Adinetidae.